AUGUUGCCACCAAACGCCCACUUGAAAGGCUUCCAUCGUUUCGGCCUCACCCGCCUGCGAUCGAUGUCCAGCCAUGGAACCGAGUGCACGCCUUCGCAUGGAAUUAUACAGAAAGCACCAUUCCACUCAAAAAUACCGAUUCCAACUGGAUCUAUAAGGCAGACGGGUGCCCGCAGGCGAUACAUUUCUCAAGGCCGCGUCUCGUUCCCAGGCUUGGCAGUACUCCGGGAACCUCACCACGCGUUGGGGUGCACAGUCACGCGCCUUGGAGGGUCUAUUUGCUACAGGGAGGGAGCACACAAGUCUUUGUUAAGAAACCAGAUUCCACGUGGAAAAGUCGGGAAGCAUGACGUGCGGCCAACAACCAAUAUUAGCAGCCCUUCUGUUCAAUAUCAGCGUCCGCAAUCCGAGCCGAUGAGCCGUGCAACACAGGUGACAGUUACGCACCGAGUCUCCCCGGCUGUGCUUGGGCAUACUCAAAGAAUAGAGAAGAGUUUGGAAGGGUCAUCGUCUGAGCUAGCGGGGGCGCCAUUCCUAUUUCCGUCGCUGAGAAAGCCGUCUAUAUAUGCCAAUGGCACAGACAAGCCCCUUGCUGGUCUACCGGUUGCUCACAUUUUUGAACACCCAAGACUUCUUGAAUCCGGGGCGAAAAUCGGCGAUCCUGUCAAACGCGACCCUACCCCUAAUCAUCGACCUACCAACCCAUCAGCCGCAAGUCCAACACCCCCGCCAUCCCUCGCUGUGCCGGCCCUACCACCAACCUCAGCACUUUCCGUGAUAGAUGCCCAGGAAGUUACGUAUCAAGAUAUUCUAGACGGACUGCAACUCGGACUAUCAGCUAUCCUAGACAGCGACGUGGAUUUCUGGGUCAAGGAGGUCGUGGGUACAAGUUGA
Pseudogymnoascus destructans is the source of this 894-nucleotide messenger RNA. RefSeq lists its product as uncharacterized. The transcript has 2 exons. NCBI's taxonomy places the organism in Eukaryota, Fungi, Ascomycota, Leotiomycetes, Thelebolales, Thelebolaceae. Bases 1 to 894 code for a protein of 297 amino acids. The record is from RefSeq and is a predicted model, not a curated record.